This is a messenger RNA of Meloidogyne enterolobii, 2065 nucleotides long. NCBI's taxonomy places the organism in Eukaryota, Metazoa, Nematoda, Chromadorea, Rhabditida, Meloidogynidae. The record is from the annotation of a GenBank genome assembly.
AAUGGAUUGCAAAAUUUCUAACGAAAAACAAGAUAUGGAUUUAGAUAAGGAAUCUAUAUUCGGGCAACGCUUUCUCAAUGACGAAACUCGUGUCUUCGAAUAUAAUGCAUGGGAUGAUGUUGAUUGGCCUGUUGAAAAAGAGAUAGAAAUAAAGAAUACGAUUGAACUGCAACAAUCACACCCUGUUGAUGAUAAAAUCGUAGCUGAUCUUCUUGAUACACCAAAUGAGCAAUGGGAGUCAUUUUAUCUUUCACAUGGGAAUAAAUUCUUCAUGAACAGAAAAUGGGUAAUCCGCGAGUUCUCUGAGUUGUUUAGCGAGAAGUCUGCUACAAGUGGGCCAAUUCGCAUUUUGGAUGUUGGUUGUGGAGUCGGAAACACUACAAUUCCAAUUAUUCAGGCAACAAAUGAUUCAAAUUUGUUCAUAUAUUGCUGUGAUUACUCUAAAAAAGCAGUUGAAUUACUACGUUCCGAUAACCGUGUUCCUGCUAAUCGAUGUCAUCCGUUUAUCCCUGAAGGAUCACUUGACUAUAUUCUGUGCGUUUUUGUUCUUUCUGCAAUAGCACCAAGUCGUCUGAAACUAGCCAUUUCAAACUUAGUUCGUCUUUUGAAGCCGGGUGGAAUUUUAAUGGUAAAGGACUAUGGUCGAUAUGAUUUAACACAAUUGCGUUUUAAACGUGACCGCUUUAUUGACGAAAAUUUUUAUCGUCGUGGUGACGGAACAUUUGUAUCAUAUUUCACUACUGAGGAGUUGCACGAAUUUUUUACUCAAGUUGGAUUAGAAAGGAUUCAAAAUAUAAUGGAAAAACGUCUGGUAGUUAAUCGAGCCAAGAAGAUUACAAUGAAAUUGCUCAAACUUUGCUGUGAAGUUGCCAAGUAUCGCCCUUUGCUUCUUAAAUUAUAUAAACAACGUUCUGUUUCAAAUUAUUUGUUGAAAACUUGGCCAACGAUUACAUGUGAUGAAGCAUUGUUUCUACUUUAUGAGUUUACUUUUGGACGUUUAGGAGUGAAGAGUGAUGGAAAUGAUCAUCAAGGAAAGAAUGAAUGCUAUUUUAGAACUCUUCUGUCAGAAGAGAUAACCAACCUUGAACAUAAAGGGUCUGUCGAUCAUUUAACUGUGCAAAGUGAAGCAUCAUUACUCCCGCGGUAUGCACGCGUGAAUCCUUUGAGAGAACAACUAGCUUAUGUUUUGGAUUUACUAAAAGAUCAAGGCUGGACAGUGCGUCGAUUGAAAAAGAUGAUUCCCCCAUUAAAGUACCGUAAACUUGUUGCUAAACUGGAGCCAUUAAAAUGCUACAUUGAUCCACAUAUUGACAAUCUUUUGAUUUUUUCUCGUGGGACAGAUCUGCACGACCAUAUUUUGGUGAAGAAAGGAGUUUUAAUCCUUCAAGAUAAAGCAAGUUGUUUCCCUGCUUUUUUGUUAUCUCCACAACCAGGUUCUUUUGUAAUGGAUGUUUGUGCAGCGCCCGGAAUGAAGACUACGCAUUUGGCAGCUUUAAUGAAAAAUAAUGGCAAAAUUUUUGCAUUUGAUCGAAAUGCUGAAAGACUUAAUUUAUUGCGAAAAAUGUCUAAAAAUGCAAAUGCACGUAUUAUUCAAGCACAAUGUAUUGAUUUUUUACAAGUUGAUGUUGAAUAUGCACUCGUUGAUCCACCAUGUUCAGGUUCAGGAAUGGUAAAACGUGGUGAAUUUUUUGAUGAAUUUGAACAACCAAAUACUGAGCGAAUUAAAUCCUUAGCCAAUCUACAGGCAAUGAUUUUGAAGCAUGCACUUCGUUUACCUUCGCUACGUCGACUAGUUUAUUCAACUUGUUCAAUUAAUUGGGCGGAAAAUGAAGGUGUUAUUUUUGAGGUUUUAGAGGAUGUUGAGAUAAGUGAUCAGUUUAUUUUGUUAAAUGCAUUUAAUCAAUGGAAGCACAGAGGAGAAUUAAAUAAGACUUUCAAUAAUAAAAUUUUUAGUAAAGAAGCGGCAGAAGAAAUAGUUUCUAAAUGUAUUAGAGCUUCUCCAAAAAUUGAUUUUACUAACGGAUUUUUUAUUGCUAUUUUUGAAAGAAGAAAUAAAUAUUUAUAA